CCCGCCAUUUUCUAGCCCUGAGGAGAGCCGCCAUUACCGCGCCCGGGAGGGGGCAGAAGCCCCAUUUAACUCCUAAUUAAACCCCCCCCCCCGCUAAUUAACAUCCUCCCCUCCUUAAUUAACCCCUCAACCCUUUUUGGGGGAAGCUUACUGACCUUUAGGGUAGGAAGGAAAAUGGCGGCGGCCGCUGCCGGAGCUGUGAAGCCGCGGCUGGGAAUGGAGGCGCGGCUGGGGGCGGCGGGAUGAGGCGACCCUACACAAACAAAGGGGCGUGGCCUGCAGGCAAGGCCAACGGGGUGUUACAUCAGCCUGGGAAAUAGGGGCGGGGCUUAACCCCCUUAAACCACGCCCACUCCAGGGGGUGGGGCCUGGCCUGUUUUUUUUUGGGGGGGGGGAGCCCCCCCCUUCAAUGGGGGUUAUAAGUUUGGGGGGGGACCCCUGGACCGAGGAGGAGCAGCAGCAGCCGGGAUGCAGAAGGUCAUCGGAAGGCUGGGGGGCCACCAUCUCCCCCCCCUCCCCCCCUGCCGGGCUUGGAGCUGGGAUGUGUCCCCGAGCACGGGGGAGGGGUUGGGGACCCUCCCUCCCCCCGCCCGUCGUUUUGUGGAAGAGGGGGUUCGCCUCUGCCGCCCCCGCGCCGUCCGCCUCUGCGAUGGCUCCCCCGAGGAGGGGGUCGCCCUCCUGGCCCAGCUCCAGGCCCAGGGGCUCCUGCACCCCCUCCCCAAAUAUGACAACUGCUGGUUGGCGCGAACGGAUCCGCGGGAUGUGGCGCGAGUGGAAAACCGAACGGUUUUGGUGACGGAAAGGGAAAGGGAUUCCAUCCCCCCGAAACCCCCCGGGGGGGGACCCCGACAGUUGGGCAAUUGGAUGAGCCCCCCCGAGUUGGAACAGGCCGUGCAGGAACGCUUCCCGGGGUGUAUGGAGGGCCGCACGCUGUACGUCAUCCCCUUCAGCAUGGGCCCCGUGGGGUCCCCGCUGGCCAAGGUGGGGGUGCAGCUCACCGACUCGCCCUACGUCGUCGCCUCCAUGCGCAUCAUGACCCGCGUCGGCCCCCAGACCUUCCCCGCCCUCGCCCGCGAUGACUUCAUCCGCUGCCUCCACUCUGUCGGCAGGCCCCUCCCUCUCCGCGAACCCCUCGUCAACCAAUGGCCUUGCGACCCGCCCCGCACGCUCAUCGCGCACCACCCCGACCGCCGACGCAUCGUUUCCUUCGGCAGCGGUUACGGCGGGAACUCCUUGCUCGGCAAAAAAUGCUUCGCCCUCCGCAUCGCCUCCCGCCUGGCGCGCGACGAGGGCUGGCUGGCCGAGCACAUGCUGAUUCUGGGGGUGACGGACCCGAUGGGCAGGAAGCGAUACGUGGCAGCUGCCUUCCCCAGCGCCUGCGGUAAAACCAACCUGGCCAUGAUGACGCCGGCGCUGCCCGGUUGGCGUGUCCAUUGUGUUGGAGAUGACAUCGCCUGGAUGAAGUUUGACGCUGAAGGUCGUCUCCGCGCCAUCAACCCCGAGAGCGGCUUUUUCGGGGUGGCCCCUGGGACCUCCAUGCGCACCAACCCCAACGCCAUGCUCACCAUCCGGAGCAACACCAUCUUCACCAACGUCGGCCAAACCAGCGACGGCGGCGUCUACUGGGAGGGCAUCGAUCAACCUUUGACCCCCGGCACCACCUUCACCGAUUGGUUGGGUCGAGCUUGGAAACCUGGUGACCCUCAACCUUGCGCCCAUCCCAACUCGCGGUUUUGCGCCCCGGCGAGACAAUGCCCCAUCAUGGAUCCGUCUUGGGAAGACCCCGAGGGCGUCCCCAUCGACGCCAUCAUCUUUGGUGGGCGGAGACCUGAAGGGGUGCCCUUGGUCUACGAGGCCUUCAACUGGCGCCACGGCGUCUUCGUGGGGAGCGCCAUGAGGAGCGAGGCCACCGCCGCCGCCGAGCACACGGGUCGCCGCCUGAUGCACGACCCCUUCGCCAUGAGACCUUUCUUCGGCUACAACGCCGGGCAGUACCUGGCCCACUGGUUGACCAUUGGCGAACGAGAAGGCGCCCGACUACCUCGCAUCUUCCACGUCAACUGGUUCCUCAAAGACGCCGCAGGUCGUUACGUCUGGCCGGGUUUCGGUCACAACGCCCGCGUCCUCGCUUGGAUCUGUAGUCGGGUGGGAGGAGAAGACAACGCCAGGUCCACCCCGGUGGGGUUGGUACCUCGGGAAGGCGCUUUGGAUCUCGACGGGCUUCCUAGUGUCUCCUACUCCGACCUCUUCUCGGUCUCCAGACCUUUCUGGGAGAAGGAGGUGAGGGAGUUGCGUGGUUACUACGAGGAGAACUUUGGAGAAGAUCUGCCCAAGGAGGUGAUGGAGGAGCUGGAGGCGCUGGAGGAACGUGUCAAGAAGAUGUGACGCGGCAGGACGCCGGCGCUGGGGGCGGGGGGGGUUGGUGGCCAGCAGAUGGGGCAAGGGACUCUGGAGGGCUGGUGGCCACCAGCUCGGUUGACCAGCAGGCUGGUGGCCACCAGCUUUGCUUGACGGGCGUGGGUGGGUGACCGUUGUCUUGGUUGACCAUCGACAGGCUGGUGGCCAUUGUCUUCGUUGACCACCAGGAGCUGGUGCUCACCACCAUCUUGGGUUGGGUGCCCACCACCACCAUCUUGGGUUGGGUGCCCACCACCACCAUCUUGGGUUGGGUGCCCACCACCACCAUCUUGGGUUGGGUGCCCACCACCAUCUUGGGUUGGGUGCCCACCAUCUUGGGUUGGGUGCCCACCACCACCACCUCGGGUUGGUUGCCCGCCACCACCACCUCGGGUUGGUUGCCCACCACCACCACCUCGGGUUGGGUGCCCACCACCACCAUCUCGGGUUGGUUGCCCACCAUCUUGGGUUGGUUGCCCACCACCACCAUCUCGGGUUGGUUGCCCACCAUCUCGGGUUGGUUGCCCACCACCACCAUCUCGGGUUGGUUGCCCACCAUCUCGGGUUGGUUGCCCACCACCACCAUCUCGGGUUGGUUGCCCACCAUCUCGGGUUGGUUGCCCACCACCACCAUCUCGGGUUGGUUGCCCGCCACCAUCUUGGGUUGGUUGCCCGCCACCAUCUCGGGUUGGUUGCCCACCACCUCGGGUUGGGUGCCCACCACCCGUGGCCUCAGCCCCUCUGCCCCAUGGCCACGCCCCCUUGGCCACCUCUUCCCCUUGACCAAUCGCUGCGUCCCACUGACCGAUGGCCCUGCCCCCGACCGCCUCUAUUUGCCCGCUGGCCACGCCUCCUUUCCCUGUUAACCAAUGACCGUGCCCUGAUACCAGUGACCCCGCCCCCCCCCCCCGCAACCUUCUCAUUGGCCCCUUCCCCGGCUGGGUGCUGCCUCCCCUCCUCUCCCAUUGGCCGCUGUGGGAACCUCAGGGACCGCCCCCUCCCCUGGGGGUGGGCGGGGCCUCGCUCACGUGCUUUGGGGCGUGGCUUAGAUGGACCAAUAAAAGAGCCCCCCCUCCUUGGGGGGGGUGGGGCUCGGAUGGGA
This is a messenger RNA of Grus americana (Whooping crane), 3499 nucleotides long. RefSeq names its product phosphoenolpyruvate carboxykinase [GTP], mitochondrial-like. Gene Ontology annotation, cellular component: cytosol. The record is from RefSeq and is a predicted model, not a curated record. The transcript is spliced from 11 exons. NCBI's taxonomy places the organism in Eukaryota, Metazoa, Chordata, Aves, Gruiformes, Gruidae. Gene Ontology annotation, molecular function: manganese ion binding; GTP binding; phosphoenolpyruvate carboxykinase (GTP) activity. The coding region runs from base 469 to 2385 and encodes 638 amino acids. Gene Ontology annotation, biological process: cellular response to glucose stimulus; propionate catabolic process; cellular response to insulin stimulus.